Nematolebias whitei (Rio pearlfish) is the source of this 840-nucleotide messenger RNA. Its product is annotated as RING-HC_RNF170 domain-containing protein. Lineage: Eukaryota; Metazoa; Chordata; Actinopteri; Cyprinodontiformes; Rivulidae. Bases 1 to 747 code for a protein of 248 amino acids. Gene Ontology annotation, molecular function: metal ion binding; ubiquitin protein ligase activity. The transcript is spliced from 5 exons. The record is from RefSeq and is a predicted model, not a curated record.
AUGUCAUGUUUCAGACUGAACCACCUCCAACGUGACGCUCCAGUGAGUCAGGAUCUCUCAUUCAAAGCACCGACGUGCACACUUGGGCUGACAAAAACUAUGUGCACGCACUGCCCUGAGGAAUCAGCACAGACAUGUGUGUCUCUGAGUAGACGAGACCGGCACUGUCCGGUCUGCCUGCAGACGGCCAAAUUCCCAGUCCAGACCAACUGCGGCCAUUUAUUCUGUGCUUCCUGCCUGCUCACCUACUGGAAACACGGCUCAUGGUUAGAUGCCAUCAGCUGUCCUCUCUGCAGACAAAAGGUCAGUGUGCUGUGUAACCUGUUCACAGAGAGUCAGUUAGACCAGCAGUCGAACAAAGUUCUUGGGGAAAUCACAGAUUACAACAAACGCUACUCUGGAGCCCCAAGAAGGGUAACGGACUACCUGUGUGACGCCCCUCUCCUCCUACAGUUAAUGGCUCGUGGCCUGGGCACCAUGGGGGGUCUCGUGUGGCUGUUUCUCUUCAGGGUGGCCUUGUGCUGUGUGGGGACGGUGGUGUCCACCUCCUCUUCACCUGUAGACACUUUGUCUCCAUCAGAGAACCCCCUGGAAACAGACUUUGCACUUUGCGGACUGUUGGGGGCCCUGGACGACCUGGUGGUGGUGGUUCUGCUGCUCAUCUGUGUUCUUAACACCAACCAGCAAAUGGAACCAGAGAGAGGAACCUCUCCAACUUCACAGGGACUGAUGGGGAGCUCAAUGUAGGUGGAGGAAACAACUACCUGAAACUGACUUUGAUUGUGUUUCUGUUUAUUAUAAGUUGGAUUAGUCAGAGAGGGAAUGUUGAUAUUUGUACAG